AUGUCCUGUGACUUUAAUAGCUACAGCCGUAGCGCAGGUGGUGGUCCAGCGCGUGGGCAAGGGCACACAGGGCACUACUACUACAGCACCAACCAUCCAGAAGCGUCAGACUCCCUCGAUGAUCACCGUUACGAGUCAGUCCCGCGACCCCCACGGGAACCAGGCUACGUGCCCUACGAGGACACAUAUAAUAGCCGCGAUGCAGGACAAGCCGGGGAAGACUACUCGUCCUCCUCCUUCUUCUCCCCCUUUCCUCCUCCUCCUCGAGACCAGUUCUCCCCUCGCCCAGACUCGUUCAAUCAAAUGGCUCCGUAUGAUGACAAUAAAGCGUAUGCGCAGGAGCAGGACGCCUGGCAGCAGGAUCACCAACAGAGAGCGUACAUGCAAAAUCGCCCUCCCCCUUCGGCCGUAGCAGCAGGGUAUGGUCGUGGUGGGCGUAGGUCGGAGGACAGCUACGAUGAUCGGUAUUACGACGAUGAUAGCGAGUACGAUGAUGAUGAUCGAAGAAGAAGAACCAGAAGAAGUUAUCAAGACAGGAGAAGAAUUCGGAGAUAUUCCAACGACGACUCAAUCACGGAAAAGGCGCUGAGAUACCCUUCCGACCCCAAGAAAGGGGGCAGAGACUUCUUCGGUGCUUCGGAAGGAGAACGAGGAUUAGGUGCGAAUCUGGCUGGAUUGGCAGCUGGUGGAUUCCUAGGAAACAAAUUCGGCAAAGGCGGCGCGAUUAGCACGCUUGGAGGCGCUGUGGUGGGUGCUAUUGCGGCGCAGGCUGCGGAGCGGCAAUAUGCGAAGCGUAAAGAGGAGAAGGUAUUUGUGAGGAGGAGUAUGGGUGAUCCCUAUGCUGUGCCUGCGGGGCCAUAUCCGCAGCGCGGGAGGGACAUGGACGAUGUGAGGGAGUCGCAGAGGGACGUUGACAAGCCCGUUGGCUUUCGGGAGAAGAUGAGGUCGCUCAGUAGGCGGGCCAUGGCGCGGACGAGGAGUAGGAGUCGACCGGCGAGGAGGAGUUCGAGUGUUGAAAGUGUGGAGCAGGACCAUUAUAGGUGA
This is a messenger RNA of Sphaerulina musiva SO2202, 1044 nucleotides long. RefSeq lists its product as uncharacterized. The record is from RefSeq and is a predicted model, not a curated record. Bases 1 to 1044 code for a protein of 347 amino acids. Lineage: Eukaryota; Fungi; Ascomycota; Dothideomycetes; Mycosphaerellales; Mycosphaerellaceae. The transcript has a single exon.